GUUAGCGCAAGCACCAUGCCCCCCAGGAAGAGGACAAGGGCGGGCCUGGGGUUCCUGUGCUGCUUCGGUAGCAGCGAGCCCCCGGAGAUCAACCUAAAGGACAGCGUGCCCUUGCAGCUACUGGAAUUCAGUGCCCCCAUGCCGCCCGCUGAGGAGCUGCAUGCACGCUUCUCAGAGCUGGUGGACGAGUUGGACUUGACGGAUAAGAACAGGGAGGCCAUGUUUGCUUUGCCAGAUGAGAAGAAAUGGCAAAUCUACUGCAGUAAAAAGAAGGAACAAGAAGACCCAAACAAGCUGGCCACAAGCUGGCCUGACUACUACAUUGACCGAAUAAACUCCAUGGCUGCUAUGCAGACCCUGUUUGCCUUUGAUGAGGAGGAAAUGGAAAUGAGGAACAAGGUAGUGGAAGAUCUGAAGACGGCGCUUCGGACUCAGCCAAUGAGGUUUGUGACGCGCUUCAUCGAGCUGGACGGCCUCACCUGCCUGCUCAACUUCCUGCGCAGCAUGGACUACGAGACCUCGGAGAGCCGCGUGCACACUUCUGUCAUCGGGUGCAUCAAGGCUCUCAUGAACAAUUCACAGGGUCGAGCGCACGUGCUGGCUCACCCGCAGAGCAUCAACACCAUCUCGCAGAGCUUGCGGUCGGAGAACGUGAAAACCAAAGUGGCUGUCCUGGAGAUUCUCGGGGCGAUGUGCUUGGUACCCGACGGACACAAGAAAGUAUUGCAGGCCAUGGCGCACUACCAGAAAUACGCCGCCGAGAGGACUCGUUUUCAGACGCUGCUGAAUGAGCUGGACAGGAGCACGGGGCGCUACAGGGACGAGGUCAACUUGAAAACCGCUAUUAUGUCCUUCAUCAACGCUGUGCUCAACGCUGGAACUGGAGAGGAAAGCCUGGAGUUCCGCCUCCACCUGAGGUAUGAAUUCUUGAUGUUAGGCAUCCAACCAGUCAUCGACAAGCUUCGAGAGCACGAAAAUGCCACGUUGGAUCGGCAUCUGGACUUUUUUGAGAUGGUACGCAAUGAGGACGACUCUGAAUUGGCCAAAAGGUUUGACACGACCCACGUAGACACCAAAAGUGCCAGCGCUAUGUUUGAGCUGAUUAAAAAGAAGCUGGGCUAUUCUGAUGCCUACCCGCACCUCCUCUCCAUCCUUCAGCACUGCCUACAGAUGCCAUAUAAGCGCGGCGCCAACAGCAUGCAUCACUGGCAGCUUCUCGAUAGGAUCCUCCAGCAGAUUGUCCUGCAGGACGACCAAGGGGAGGACCCUGACCUUUCACCUCUGGAUAACUUCAAUGUUAAAAACAUCAUUCGCAUGCUGGUCAACGAGAACGAGGUGAGACAGUGGAGAGACCAGGCCGAGAAGUUCCGAAAAGAACAUGCCGAGCUGCUCGGCAAACUGGAGAGGAAGGAGCGAGAGUGCGAGACUAAGACCCAGGAAAAAGAGGACAUGAUGAAGACUCUGAACAAGAUGAAGGAUAAACUCCAGCGCGAGGGUGUUGAGCUGCGCUCAGCCAGGGAACAAGUCCUGGAUCUAUCAACACGCAUCAAUGACUGCAUCUCGGUGGGCAGUGUGUCUUUCCCACCACCACCUCCACCAGGAGCUCCCAUGGCUCCACCUCCAGCCCCCACGGCAGGUGCCUUCCCUCCACCACCUCCUCCGCUGCCCUUCAGCUGCCCACCUCCGCCCCCGCCGCCGCCACCACCUCCACCUGGCGCCCCACCUCCUCCGCCAGGAGCUCCUCCCAUUUUUGGAAUCCCGCCUCCCCCCAUUCCCUCUUCUUUCAAUUCGGCAAGCACGCUGCGCUCCAAGUCCAUCCCUCAGCCCUCGCAUCCGCUGAAAUCGUUUAACUGGGCUAAACUCGGAGAGCAUAUGAUCAAUGGCACCAUCUGGAAUGAUAUUGACGACCUGAAAGCUUUCAAGAUCCUUGACCUGAAGGACAUCGAGAAGAUGUUUUCUGCCUAUCAGAGACAGCAGGACCUGCUCACUAACCAAUCCUUCAAGCAGAAGGACACCGGCUCGAUGGACGACAUCCAUGUCAGCACGCGGAAAGUCAAAGAGCUGUCAGUCAUCGACGGCCGACGAGCCCAGAACUGUAUCAUCCUCCUUUCAAAAUUAAAAAUGAGCAAUGAAGAGAUCAAGAGGGCAAUCCUAGAGAUGGAUGAGCGAGAAGAGUUGGCCAAGGAUAUGCUGGAGCAGUUGCUGAAGUUUGUCCCGGAGAAAAGUGACAUUGACCUCCUGGAGGAGCACAAACAUGAGCUGGAGCGCAUGGCCCGAGCAGAUCGCUUCCUCUUUGAAAUGAGCAGAAUCGACCACUACCAGCAGAGACUGCAGGCUCUAUUCUUUAAGAAGAAAUUUGCAGAGCGCCUCGCUGAAACCAAGCCAAAGGUGGAAGCCAUUCUGAACGCUUCCAAGGAGGUGAUCCGGAGCAAGAGGCUGACGCAGAUCCUGGAGGUUGUGCUCGCUUUCGGCAACUUCAUGAAUAAAGGCCAGCGAGGAAAUGCUUUUGGCUUCAAGGUCUCCAGCCUCAAUAAGAUUGCAGACACUAAGUCCAGCAUAGACAGGAACAUCACCAUGUUGCACUACCUGAUCAUGAUCUUUGAAAAAAACUACCCUGACACGCUCCACAUCCAUCUGGACCUCAACACCAUACCAGAAGCUGCCAAAGUCAAUUUGGCAGAGUUGGAAAAAGAGGUGCACAGUAUCAAAAAUGGACUGAAGGCUCUUGAAGCGGAGCUGCUCUACCAGCAGAGCAGGACGAGGGAACGCGGAGAUAAGUUUGUGCCCGUGAUUGGUGACUUCAUCACCGUGGCUGGCUUCAGCUUCUCUGAACUGGAGGAUCAGUUGAACGAGGCCAAGGACAAGUUCACCAAAUCUCUGAAGCACUUUGGGGAGGACGAAGGGAGGAUGCAACCAGACGAGUUCUUUGGCAUUUUCGACACCUUCUUGCAGUCGUUCGGCGAGGCCCGCCAGGACUUGGAAAACAUGCAGAGACGCAAGGACGAGGAGGAGAGGCGGGCGCGCAUGGAGGCCAUGCUCAAGGAGCAGCGGGAACGAGAGCGGCGGUCCAAGAAGAGCGGAGCUUCAGACGAGGUCGGAGGGGAAUUUGACGACCUGGUGUCGGCCCUGCGUUCGGGCGAGGUUUUUGACAAGGACCUGAACAAAUUCAAGCGCAACCGCAAGCGCUCCGUCAACCAGCUGACGGAGGGCGGAGGCAGCGGCGGCGCCGGGCGAGAACGAGCCAUCACAAAAGUCACCUACUAGAAGGUCAGGAACAUCAAAAACAGGAGCCCAACGCUCCGCCCCGAUGUGGAUCUCUCGUGGUCCGGCUGUGUCUGUACGUGUGCCCGAACCUGCACCCCCUCCGGAUGUUCCGUGAUCUCCCGAUCUGGGCGCAAGGCGGGUGGGACACUCGGUGCAGCCCACUGUGAUACACCUUCACCUGACUUUGACCACUGUGCUUAAACUCCUCGCCAUCUGUCACUUCCUGUUUCUCACCGCUUCAUCCCCCCGUCUGGGAUCACACGCGCAAGACAACAGAGUGGGAAUGAAUUAAAGGCCACAUCUGGAAAGCAUCGAGUCGGGAAAAGCUUCAAAAAUGCCAGCGAGGAAUGAUGCAGCUGCUGGUCACAUGACCUCUUUGUUCUCGUCGCCGCGUCCAUGUGUCAGCGUCCACUACAUUGUUCUGGCAGCAACCGGUGCCAAAGCAGAAGAAACAUGUCACUAAACAUUCAGAGAUUUGGUUUAUAUUGACUUCAAAAGACUUAAAUAUGUCCGAGGGUUCUACUCUCAAAUCGAAUCCAUUUCUUUUGGUUAGUUUUGUUUGCACUGCAGCUCCUCUUGUGUUGCCACUUGUGUGUGUGUGUGUGUGUGUGUGUGUGUGUGUGUGUGUGUGUGUGUGUGUGUGUGUGUGUUCUCUGCCUGAAGGAAGGCCAUUUUGGAAUUUCAGACACUACACUGGCAUUUGUUUCCAUGCUCAGCCGCCACUCUGCCUGCUCCACAUUGGUAAUGGGCCUUAAAUAAGCUUCACAAUUCCAAAUAGUCUAAUGAUUAACAGCAAGAUUCUGCCUGACUGCCAUUCCAUGUGUACACUUGUUGCAAUGCCAUUGGCCUUCACAGAUUCCAAAGUUAGCUAUAAAUGGUGCACACGACAGAUAAUUGUAGACAAACGAGCUUUCCUUCCACAUUUUUGUAUGUCAACGAAGCAAUUUUAUAAGCGACCUGCCGCUGCACACGUUGAUUAAAACAAUUUUGCAAGGACUGAUAGAAAAUAAUUGAAUGUGUAAAAUCUUAGUAAAUGUGACAAAUGUGUGUGUGUGUGUGUGUGUGGAGGGCUCAGUGCAAACACGUUGUAGUUUGCUAUGUUACCACGAGAGGGCAGUAUAUCCAUUGGUCAUGAAUGGGGAGACUACAGGAAAGCUGACUAUAAUAGAAAAUAUGAUUGGUGCACAACGUGAGAUGCCCUCCUUUAUUUGGCACAAACUUCAUUGAUUAUUUUGAAACUGACAACCCCAAAAUACAUCUUUUCCAGCGGAUAAAAUAUUAAGUUUAAUGUGGUUAUCCACUUUUCCAGGGGAUAAGAUAUGUAGUUGACUAUUGAAUAUGAUUUGCACAAAGAAUUCUUUUAAAGCACCAAGGUGGUAAUAACCGUGUUAUUGUCAUACCAAGAGUGCACUAACCCGUACAGUGCUGCAAUACUGCUUUCCACACCUCCCCAUGCACUUCACUCAACAAGCACUUGAGAAUGCACCGCGUUUUCUGAAGUUUCUUGCCUUUAUCUUCUGUUGUCCUUCAUCCUGUGAGCUUCUUCUGACCACAUGUUCACCUUGAAGUGCCUCUGACCCUCGUUUGCGCACAAGUACCAUUCCUCUUUCCGUGUGGUGCUGCUAAUGGAUGUACAGUAUAUGAUGGUCAAAAGGUAAAAAAAAAAAAAAGCAGCUGAUACAGGACGGGCGUUCCCAAGCAGUAAAUAAAAAUAGAUCAAAUAUAUUUUUGGAAAAAAAAAAAAAAAAAAAGCAGCUUUGUAGCUGGAUCCCAGGACAGAAUGGAUUCACUUUAGUAUCCUAAAAUGAGUCUUAAAAGGGAGCUUUGGUCUCCCAGCCCUCCCUCCUGGUCAUUUAUUAAAUUUCUUUCCUAUUUGCGUUCAAACUGAAUGUGUGGUCCACCUGAAUAGGAAACAACUUGUGUUGUCCCUGAAAUGGGAACCACUUUAACCAGCGUCUUGUGUAUACAUAUUUGAGCUGGUCCUUCCCCUCCUGCUACUCUUUUAUCUUUGCAGUUAAUCCGUUAGUAUAUCAUCCGGAGCUUUAACCCCACGUUUUAGGGCAAAUUAUUUACUGCAACCUUGUCAGUAUUAUUACAUGUGUGUUUUUGUUUAUUACAGGCCAUUGACUGGCUGAUUUUGGAGUGGAGCAGUAGUAGCUUUUUUUUUUUCAAUGCACUUUUAUUACGGGACAUUUCCAUUUGCAAUGUUGUUUUGAGGGUGGAGACUAUUUUGAACUGCAAAGGGUGCUGCAAAAAAAGUGUCAAAAAAAUGUUAAAGGAGGAAAGAGGUUAAGUAAUUGGUACUCCGGCUGGGCCGCUGGAAAAAUGAGGGAUGAGAGAUGAGAUUGUGGAGGACGUGUCCGUGUCAUUUGUUCUGGCAUGUUAAAAAAAAAAAAAAAAAAAAAACGAGGGGGGUUGUUCAGUUUUCUGUCCAAACAUGCACUCGGCAUCAAACUGCAUGCCCAAAGAAGUGUGCACACAGUGUGAUGUAUUGAAUUUAACCUUUGAAUAGGAAGUUGCUUGCAUUAUUAAAAAAAAAAGGAAAAAAAAAAAA
Molecule: messenger RNA, 5818 nt
Organism: Syngnathus typhle (broad-nosed pipefish)
Lineage: Eukaryota; Metazoa; Chordata; Actinopteri; Syngnathiformes; Syngnathidae
Gene: daam2
Product: dishevelled associated activator of morphogenesis 2
Exons: 25
Coding region: 16-3264 (1082 amino acids)
Biological process (GO): negative regulation of oligodendrocyte differentiation; regulation of non-canonical Wnt signaling pathway; actin cytoskeleton organization
Molecular function (GO): small GTPase binding; actin binding
Source: RefSeq, a predicted model, not a curated record